CAUUCAUAGAACCUCCUCUCUCUCUCUCUCUCUCUCUCUCUCUCAUGGAAGUCUCGCCAUGUCUCGUGACUGCAACUCCCUUUUCCAUCUCAUCCCCAUAACACCACACAUCACCCACACCCACUCCCCCCUUUUCUCCUCCUUCUUCCCUCUCAUUCCUCACAACCCACCUCACAUGUCUGCAUAAUCCGUUUCAUUAGCCCCCCCUCCUCCAAGAACAUCCUCUCCCUCUCUCUCUCUCUCUCUCUCUCUCUCUCUCAUGACUCAACGCAGAACACUGCUCUCCUUCCGCCGCCCAACAUCCUCCUCCUCCUCCUCCUCCUCGUCGACGGCAGCAGCAGCAACAUGCGAUCCCCGCCCCCCCUGCCCCACCACUCUCCCCGCAACGGCGACGCCGCCACCCCGCCCCACCACCACCACCCCCACCGCCACGACCGGCAGUACCAGUCGACGGUGUCCGUCCAGAAGCUCCGGCGGUUCAACUGGCUGAUCCUGGUGCUGCGCCUCGCCGCCUUCUGCUUCGCCCUCGCCUCCUCCAUCUUCUCCGUCACCAACUCCCGCGGCCCUUCCUCCCCCCACUGGUACGACUUCGAGGCUCUCAGAUACUUGUUCGUGGCGAAUGCGAUGGUGGCGUUGUACUCGCUGUUCGAGACGGGAGCUUCGGUGUGGGAGAUACUGAAGAACGCCACAUUGUUCCCGGAGACGUUUCAGCUCUGGUUCGAUUUCAGCCACGACCAGGUGUUCGCGUACGUACUGAUAUCGGCGGAAUCGGCUGGAAUGGCGCUGGCGAGGACGCUAAAGGGAUCAGACACGUGUACGGCGUCGAGCGCCUUCUGCAUCCAAUCGGACAUCGCCAUCGCCCUUGGAUUCGCGGGCUUCCUCUUCCUCGCCUUCUCCUCGCUCCUCUCCGGCUUCCGCCUCGUCUGUUUCCUCAUCAACGGCUCUCGUUUUCCUCACUAGAGAUCGCGAAAGGCGGUGUGCCGGGGGCAGCGCGUGAUUUUUUAUUUGAUUUUAAUUAUUUUCUUUCGAUUGAGCUGCUUCACUCCUCCUCCAUUACUGUAAACUAUAAUUAUAUAUUACAUUAUAAAUCGAGCAGAUGAAUUUCAAGAAAUUUGUGAAUUAAUACAAUUAUUCUGAAAUUCUGAUAGGAAAAUGAAAUAAACAAUCCUCGAAA
This is a messenger RNA of Syzygium oleosum, 1174 nucleotides long. RefSeq names its product CASP-like protein 4C2. The record is from RefSeq and is a predicted model, not a curated record. NCBI's taxonomy places the organism in Eukaryota, Viridiplantae, Streptophyta, Magnoliopsida, Myrtales, Myrtaceae. The coding region runs from base 346 to 960 and encodes 204 amino acids. The transcript has 3 exons.